Panonychus citri (citrus red mite) is the source of this 4513-nucleotide messenger RNA. RefSeq names its product ATP-binding cassette sub-family C member 4-like. Gene Ontology annotation, biological process: transmembrane transport. The record is from RefSeq and is a predicted model, not a curated record. Bases 201 to 4163 code for a protein of 1320 amino acids. Gene Ontology annotation, molecular function: ATP hydrolysis activity; ABC-type transporter activity; ATP binding. Gene Ontology annotation, cellular component: membrane. Lineage: Eukaryota; Metazoa; Arthropoda; Arachnida; Trombidiformes; Tetranychidae. The transcript is spliced from 16 exons.
AUGAAUUAUUUGAUAAGAUAUCUUGAGAAGAUAAAAUCUCUGAUUAAUACUGAUUAUCAAAAGGAAAUUUUUCAAUUACCGUUGAUCUCAAAUCUUUGUUUUCUUACUCAAAUCAAUAUUAUUGAUACUUUUUUCUUGUUAAAAAGUGUUUCAAAUCAUCCAAACAAAUUAAUGCUUAUUAUUUGGGUAUCAUCAAGUAAAUGGAUAGACCGGAGACCAUCACUAAUCCAAGUCACUAUGAUGAUGCUUGUCUAUUGUCAAAAAUUUUCUUCUUUUGGCAUGCAAGUUUCAUGUGGAUCGGUCUCAGUCGUGAACCAAAUAAAGACGAUUUUUUCAAGUGUCCUAGUGAUGAUGAAGCUCUUAAGGUUACAACGGAUUUAGAAAGAAAUUGGAAUCGGCAAAUUAAAGAUGCUAAAUCUAAAGGUCAGGCUCCCAGUUUACUUAAGACCAUCAUCAAAACCUAUGGACUAACGACAGUCUUAAACUGUAUUUUCUUAACGGUUGAUGAUUCGUUAAACUUUAUACAAACUUUUCUUCUUGGAUUAAUUGUUCGCUAUUUUUCAAGUAACAAUUACUCGAAUGUGACCUGGAAUGAGUGCUUAUACUAUUCUAUUGGAUUAACCGUCACUAUUUUUUCCUUUGGAAUGAUUCGACAUCACGUUUUUCUUUCAACUAAUAGACAAGGUCUUCGAAUACGAACUGCACUCACAGUAUUAGUUUAUAAAAAGCUUUUGAAAAUGAGUCGAGCAGCAACCAUGAAAACUGAUAUUGGUUAUAUCUUGAACGUAAUAUCCAACGAUCUUUCAAGAUUCGAUGAUUUGACUUUCAGUAUAAUGUACAUUUUUAUUGGACCGUUUAUGGCAGUUGCAGGUCUAAUCUACAUGAUAAAUAUUCUGGGUCUCGCAAGUUUAGGACUACUUGUGGUUCUAGUAUUCCUUAUGCCUUUUCAAGCGAUGUGUGGAAAAUAUUAUAAUAAAUUCAGGAGAGAAACAGCUCUUCUUACUGAUAAAAGGAUAAAAUCAAUGGAAGAAAUGAUUUCAUCGAUUAAGAUAAUCAAAAUGUUCACAUGGGAACAAUCAUUUGCUGAUAUUAUCUCUAAAAUAAGAAAACAAGAAAUGGUCAAAAUAUACAAUUCAUCGAUUCUUAGAUUGAUGAACAUCGUUGCAAACGCUUCAGCGACUCGGAUCAUGGUGUUUGCUUGCCUUCUAAUCCAUGUGAUACUUGGAAGACCAUUGACUCCAGAAUUAGUAUUCAUUACUUUAUCUCUUUGUAAUUCACUUAAAACACCAGUAACUCUUCACAUUGGUCUUGCAAUUGGAUUAAUUUCUGAAGCUCGAGUUUCUAUUAAAAGAAUUCAGGAUUUGCUUCUAAUGGACGAUAAAAAAACUACCAAUUUGAAUAAUUCAUCUAAUAAUUAUGGAACCAGUCUUCCCAAAGGUUCUAUUAAACUAGAUAGAUUUCGUGGUAAAUGGGAUAAUAGCUUGAAAAUUGACCAUUUGAAAGAUGUAUCCUUGAAAUUGGAACCUGGUGAAUUAUUACUGGUCAUUGGUACGGUUGGUUCAUCCAAAACAUGCUUAAUGAUGGCUCUUCUUGAUGAGAUUGUAACCGUAUCAGGAUCGUGUAUUGUUUCUGGAAAAAAAUCUUAUUCACCUCAGGAACCGUGGACAUUUGCUGGGACCAUAAGACAGAACAUUUUAUUUGGUCGUGAUUAUAAUGAGAAAAGAUAUCGGAAAGUAAUUGACGUUUGUUCAUUGAGAAAAGACCUAAAAUCAUUUCCAUAUGGAGACAAUACUUGGGUUGGAGAGAAAGGUUAUACUCUUAGUGGUGGUCAGAAAGCAAGAGUCACUCUCGCAAGAGCGGUUUAUGAAGAUGCCGAUGUUUAUCUUCUUGAUGAUCCACUAAGUGCCGUUGAUCCUGGAGUAGCUGAACAUCUUUUCGAUAAAUGCAUCAAUGGUUAUCUCAAAGAAAAAACAAGAGUAUUGAUUACUCAUCAAUUACAAUUCUUAAAGCGAUCAGAUAAAAUUCUCAUCAUGAAUGAAGGUCAAGCAUUGGCUUUUGGUACGUUCAAGGAGUUGAAUAAUAUUGGAAUAGAUUUCAUCAAGUUUCUUAAAGAAUCAAAUGAAAUUGAAACGAAUAAUCAGAAAUCAGAGGAAAUGUUAUCGAUUGAUGAACUUUAUGGAUUACCAGCACCAUCACGAUUAACCAAAACACAAUCGAAAACAUUGACACAAGUUAAUUCUUUACAAUUUAUGGAUCCAUUAGAUGAAAUUUCGAUCAUUGAGAAACAAAUGGAACAACGUGAAGAAAAAAUCUCAUCUGGUUCUCUUAAAGGUCGAGUUUAUUUGGAUUAUCUUUUAGCUGGUGGAAACUUAAUAUUGAUCGGUAUUUUCCUAAUAACAUCAUUCGCAUCUCAAGGAAUCAUGAACUAUGUCGAUCUUUGGUUAUCUAAUUGGUCAGAUGAGUCGCUUUUAUUAUCACAAUCAUUCAAUGAAACUUUGGAUGGAAUGAGUUUCAAAGAAUAUUCCAAACCUUUUGUUACACGAAAUGGUUUAAUCUAUUUGGGAUUAAUUAUAUCCUUAUUAGUUGGAGUUGUAAUUAGACUCGGAAUGAACUAUCGAAUUUGUUUGAAAGCUUCUGAAACUUUGCACAAUAGAAUAUUCAGUAAAUUGUUACGAACACCAAUAGUUUUCUUUGAGAACAAUCCUGUGGGUCGGAUAUUGAACAGAUUUACUCGGGAUAUCGGAGUUAUCGACGUGACACUUGCGUAUUAUACAAUCAUUACUAAUUCGGAUCUAUUGCAACUUUUUGGACUAAUUAUAAUCACUGCAGUAGUUUUACCAUACGUUAUUGUUGCAGCGAUUGCUGUCUUUUGUUUCAGUGUUUUCGUAAGGCAAAUAUACCUGAAAUCGGCUCGAUUCUUAUCAAGGGUUGAAGGACAAACUAGGUCACCGAUUUAUGAUCAGAUCGCCUCAACUUACGAAGGACUCACUUCUAUUCGAGCUUUUCAGUACGAAUCUCAGUAUAUUAAGCAGUUUUAUCGAUACUUGAAUGACAAUAACUCUUGUAAAUUUAUGCUCUUUGGUGCCAAUCGUUUGCUCGGUGUAAUUCUCGACUUCGUAAUGCUAUUAUUGCUUGCUGUAAUUCUAACAAUACUUCUAACAUUCUCGGACCAAUUCGAAGGAGGUAAAGUUGGUCUCAUUUUAUCAACGAUGUUGACAGUAUUUGGAGCUCUUCAAUGGACAAUUAGAAAUACUUCUGAUCUUGAGACAUAUAUGAUUGCAGUCGAAAGAGUCCUCGAGUAUGGUGAUUUACCUUCUGAACCUUCAUGGAAAACUACCAAGUCUAACUUGUUACCUUCAAUAUGGCCUGAUGUUGGAAACAUUAAGUUCGAUAGCGUUUACUUUACUUAUCCAGGAUCAGUUAAUCCAGUUUUGAAAAAUUUAACUUUCGAUAUUAAAGGAGGAGAAAAGAUUGGUAUUGUUGGUCGAACUGGUGCUGGAAAAAGUUCAUUAAUAUCAGUGUUGUUUCGAUUGUCAGAGUUUCAAGGAAAUGUUCUAAUCGACAAUAUUGACAUUCAACAACUUGGUUUACAUGAUUUACGAAAGAAAAUAUCGAUAAUACCACAAGAUCCACUUCUUUUUACUGGAACAAUUCGUAGUAAUCUUGAUCCAUUAAGUGAACAAUCAGAUGAAUCCAUUUGGUCAACCCUUAAAGCCGUAAAUCUUUCACGGACAAUCGAGUCUAUGCCUGGUGGUUUAGAUGCAAUAGUAACUCAAGGUGGAUCUAAUUUAAGUUUAGGACAGCGACAAUUACUUUGUCUUAUUCGAGCUCUUUUACAACGGAAUCGCAUAAUGAUAUUGGACGAAGCUACUGCAAAUAUGGACCAUCAAACUGAUUCACUGAUUCAGGAAACAAUUAGAAAAGAGUUUAAAGACUGUACUGUCCUAACUGUAGCUCAUCGACUAAAUACAAUAAUCGACAUGGACAAGAUCAUCUUAUUGGACGCUGGUCAAUUGAUUGAAUAUGGAGAACCAUAUUUACUCUUGAAAGAUGAAAAUAGUCACUUUAAAUCAUUAGUUUCUAAAACUGGCCCUUCAUAUGCUAAAAUGUUAUUCACUAUUGCUGAGAAAUCUUAUCGUUCAAAACAUGUAACCGAUUGUUAAUCAAUUGUUUUCGAUGUGCAUUUACAGUAGUAGUUAGUUAAUUGUCGAAAAGUUAAUUUGUUAAUCCGAUGAAUUAGAUUCUAGGCAAUAACUUUAUCUAAUCUUUAAUUUCAUGUUACUUAAUUUACUUCGUUACUUAGUUUUGAUUUUCAAUUAAUGAAAUUGACCUGAACCUUUUUCCUUCUUAUUAAUAAUUCAACAACAACAAAAACUGACCACCAACUAAUGGACAGCUUAACCAACAUGUAAUUUUCAAUCAAUUGAUUAAGGCACGUUAUUAAUAAUAAUAAAUUUGUUUUCCAAUUUAAUUGACCUGAAUAAAUGACCAAUAGAAAGGUACUUGAAUUGAA